AGGGAUUUUCUGUACAGAGCUGUCUUUGAAAGACAGCGAUGAACAGGUUGAGAGCUUAUGGGUGAAAAUUAGAGGCCAAGCUGUUGCGUUAAGAGUAAGAAACUUGGCAGAAAAUAAAGCCCCUUGCACUCCAGCUGCUCCUCAGACAUCAGAGGGACCGGGUGGGGUUAGGCCUAAUUUCCGGUUACAACCAGUUCAGCACUGUGAAUCUGGUUGCGUUCUCUAAGAACCUUUGUGAGCGCAGAUUCAGGAAUAGAGUGAUUUUCUGAAGUUACAGAACUAGAGAUUUGGAACUGCCAUUGAGAAAUGCACUAGCUGUGGUAGAAGUCUAAUAACAUCAUGCUAACCCAUGCAAUACUAAUAAUAGCAAUGGUAUGCAGAAGCUUCCCAAGAGAGCGUCCCCGCUUUGGAGGAGGGAGAAGAGAACAGACCGGCAACUGUCUCUGACAUCUCUUGGGAAUUCCUGCUACCUAGCUGAAAUUUCUACCCUCCUUAUAUGCAGCCCAAUCUUCUCCUCCUUACAUAUAGCAAGAUCUAAUUGGAGAGCUGAGUAAUAUAAUCAUAUACGUGGUAGCAUGUACUUCAGUAAGCUUAUUAGCAUAUGCAUGAGUGUGCAUUUUAAUACUUAAAUGACCCUUAAUCGGGCAAAGGUUACUUCUUUGGCCUUGGUGUCCUUCAGAGUUCCGCUCUUAAGACUUCUUUCCAUUUCAUGCCGUUCAUCAGAGCCAAGAAACGGCUUUCCUAGCUGCCCAUGAACUCCUCCUUCGGCCAUAUUGUCCUUUCUUGAUGUCAGCUAUGUGGAUCUCCAUCAGGAAAGAUAAUGUGGAGGGUACACGGUUUAGGCCAUAUAUAGUAAGCCUUAGCCCUUUCCUGACUCCAUGGUCAUCAUCCCACACAAGCCAACAAAGGAAGCCAACCUUGUGGUUGGUAUCUACUAUAGGCCACCAGAUUAAGAGGAUGAGGUCGACGUAAGAAAUCAGGCAAGUUAGGCGGGACAUGAGCGUUGCUGAGUAAGGGCCUUCUCUUCUGGUUGAGCUGAAGCAUGAAGUGGACAUGCAUAGGUAUUGGAAGCAGGGACACGCAUUCUGGGAAGAAUCUAAAGAUGCCGCCCAGGUCUGUAGGGAUGGGAUCAGAAAAGCUAAGGCAAAGCUGGAGCUGAAUUUGGCAGGGGAUGUAAAGAAUCAUAAGAUGGGCUUCCACAGGUGCAUUGGUCAGAAAAUAAGGCUAAAGAAAGCGUACGCCAACCCACAUUCCCUUCCUCCCUCCCCCCCUGCCCCCGCUGAUAAAUAAGCCAGGAGGUCUAGUGGCCAGUAACAUGGAGAAGGCUGUGAUACUCGGUGAGUCGUUUUCCUCUGUUUUCACUGGCACGGUUACCAAACCUCUUGAGACCCUGAACCUCAAGGCAGGGACUUGGGGAACAAAGUCCCUUCCAUCAUAGGAAACGAUCUGUUUUGAGACCACCCGAGGAACCUGUGGAUACACAAGUCCUGCACCUGGAGAGGCACAACGCCAUGCACCAGUACAUGCUGGAGGUCGAUUGGCUGGAAAGCAGCUUUGCAAAAUAGGACGACGUGCCCUUGCCGCAAAGGCGGCCAAGGAUCUCCUUAGCCCAAUAUCGAGGAAAGCAGGGUUUAUAUAUGUUACAAGAUAGAUGUGUGGGCCAUUCAAGGUGCUCACUGUCCCCGGAGCUGCAGGGCACAGCAGACCACCCUUGGGCAGAUUUGAGGGCGCUGCCUAUUUUUCUAAAAGCCUCCUAUCCAGCCUAACGCAAAUCCUACUAUCUUGAACCCUCAAGCCAGCAGUGCCGAACGCACGCUUUGCAUUUUAUUUGCUUCCAGGAGACGUGCAGCUUAGAAACGUCUGCAAUGGAAGUGGGGCUUUCAGCAAACAGUGUAGAGCAACUUCUGUUGGUUUUUCAAAAUGUCCCGAGAAGUUAAGGGCAGGCCUGCCCUGCCCUGGCCAAAGCAGUCAUUUGACUGAAGGGAGCAGCACCAAAAAGGCACAGGCACCUUUGGGGUGGACUUGAUGCGGUAACAAAUAACAAGAAAUAGUGUUUGUAGCUACUACAGCCUCUUCUGCGACCUCGUAGCCCGCCCUCAGGGUCGCAGCACUACACGGGGCAGGUCCCUCGGCGCCCCGAGGGCCCCAGGUCGACGAGAGAGGACUCGCCAAGGAGGCGGGGAAAAACGAAAGAGACAGGCGGGACAGCAAAUGGAGACGCGGGCCACGAUCCGUCGGCCCAAUGGGCGCCGCGGAGGGCCGGGCUUAGUGGAGGAAGUGUCGGGGCGGACACGGGCUUUGUCCUUGGCUGACGAGAGUAUCGGGGUGCUGGCCUCUCGCCCUGGUGGCGCCACUACCGUCUUCGGAAAGAUUAUCAGCAAGGCGUUUCUGUGGUCUCGUCAGCGACGAGGACUAGGAGGUAGCCGCGGCUUUGCUCUCUGUGCGCGGUUCCUCUUCCCUUCCCCCUCCUCCCGCGCUUGCGGGCAUCUGAGCCGAGGACACCCGGUGCGCGGUACCCGGGCGCGCGGCAGGGCGCGCGGCGGCGCUGCUGCUGCGGGUGGGUGGGUGGGUGCAGGGACGCGGGACGGACGGGGCCUCUCUGGGUUGUGGCGCUCUCUACUGCACCGUCCCCAUAGCUUGUUCUGUGCCGCACCCCCACCCCUCCGGCUGCCGCGGGCGUACUGGGUUGCAAGUGUUGUCCGGACUCGCCUCGUAUCCCACCCCCACCGUGUCGUGUGUGCGCGCGUAGAGAAGGACCUCCGAAGUGCCGUUCGUUCCAUGAUCGUUUUGCCCCUAGACGCGACACUUUUCCUAGUCAUGCCUAAGGAGCCAAUUAUCGAGUUGUCUGGAGCAGGAGAUUCUGGUGAAUCUCUUCUUGGGCAUGUCGUGAUUGUUGGCGAGAUGUGUGUUGCUCACCUGGGCCUGACCAAUGGAUUCCGGAUGGUUGUGGAUGAAGGGCCCGAGGGUGGGCAGUCUGUCUCUCGCAUGCAUCUACCCGUUCUGGGUGGCGGUCAGUUGGGCUGGCCGCCUGGCUAAGAUUUUGGCACCGCAAGAGUUGCUGCACGUGUACAAAUCGCCGCUGAAUGGAUUUCAUCUGUUGCCCAUCAAUCUAGCGGCUUUUGAUGUGUAAUUUUUUUUUUGCCAUGCGUCUGUGGAAGGUAACAAAAGCUUUGAGCAGCAGUUGCACAAUAAAGAUUUGUCAUGGGGA
Molecule: messenger RNA, 3208 nt
Organism: Prinia subflava (tawny-flanked prinia)
Lineage: Eukaryota; Metazoa; Chordata; Aves; Passeriformes; Cisticolidae
Exons: 3
Coding region: 2212-3036 (274 amino acids)
Biological process (GO): purine ribonucleotide catabolic process
Cellular component (GO): cytoplasm; nucleus
Molecular function (GO): hydrolase activity
Source: RefSeq, a predicted model, not a curated record